Centrocercus urophasianus (Greater sage-grouse) is the source of this 2605-nucleotide messenger RNA. RefSeq names its product basic salivary proline-rich protein 2-like. The transcript is spliced from 7 exons. Bases 100 to 2508 code for a protein of 802 amino acids. Lineage: Eukaryota; Metazoa; Chordata; Aves; Galliformes; Phasianidae. The record is from RefSeq and is a predicted model, not a curated record.
UGCUGCUCCCCGCAGACAAAUCCCAGCUCCCAACAGAGCCUGCCGGCCGGAGCCCACAGCAACAAACAGGCAUCGUUUCCUCCAGUGCUUUAGUGUGAGAUGCAGCAGGGAUUUCCCAGUACGAAAGCCCUGAUGGCUGUGUGUCCUUCCGAGUGGUCCCAGCGGAGCGUUGCACGUGGCCUGCAGAGAGCAUUUGGAAAGCUGCCCAGUGCCGGGCUCCAGGUCACCCUGGCCGCUCUGCAGCCUUGGCGAUCACAGCCUGGGUCUUCCAUCCCGUUACCUGGCCCCUCCCAGUCCCUAGGGGAAAAGGAGAUCUUGACAUGCAAUGGGGACAAGUCUCAUCUGUUCUUGAUUCUAGAUGACGCUGAUGCUCCUUAUGCAGAGGAUUGGGUGGACACUGCUUUUGUGCCUCAGGGGAACCCCAGAGUGGGAAAGCAGCCCUGGCCACUCUUUGGAGGAGAGAACCUCUACGUUUGCCGUUUGGACCAUGUCUUUCCCCGACCUGCCACCAGUCCUCAAAGGUCACUGCAGAAAGACCAGGCGCCAAGGUGCAAUGGAAACUGUCCUCACCUGUGUCUGAUCACAUUUGUGCCUGCAGGUCUUCUCGGUGAAGUACCAAAGCGGAGUCCUGUUGCUGAGCAUGGACUGGAUGCCAGAGGUCCUGAGAUCUGGAAAGAGACAUCGAGAACUGGAAGAUACUCUCAGAGGCUCUCCCAUGUCCUGAAGAAAAUCAUGAAGGAGAAGGCAGCACACGAGGCAGACGGAGAGCCUGAGCACAGGGAUGCAUUUCAGGCAGGCAGCCGUCGCACAGCGCACGUCCCUCCGGGAGAAACAGAGGCCAAGCACACGACUGGCGCUCCAGUGCUGUUAGAGCCCCAGGAAGCCCAGUACAACUGGAUCCGUGGUUUUUUUCUGAAGAAUCCAGGUGUGGAUGACGAAGGACGUGCGAACACCAAGCAAGUUAAAGAUGCACAGAAGUUGUACCUGGAACUUGCCGCAUCUGUGCCGGUUUCCCUGUUGCUAGUGAUGAUUCUGUGCUGCGUUCUUUUCUGGUGGUGCAGGAAGAGGAAGCAGCGCCUCGCUGCAGCUGACGGAGCGCGGGACGAUAGCAGCAGCUACAGCUCGCCGUCAGAGGAGGAGUCUGCUGACCUCGAGUGGCCCGACAGACGGACAAACCACCAACCAUCUGUGAGGGAACAACCUGCCCACCAGCCGCAGGGCACCAGCAGAGCGGCCCCUGCCAGGCUGAACAGCCACCGGGCUCAGCUACCCCCGCCUCGACCCCCGCGGCCCCGCAUCCCGGGCUCUGCAUCGCGGGGGAUCAGCGACAGGCCCAGCAGCCCCCGGCCCCAGCGGGCAUCAACGCCGCCCCCUCGUCCUCCUCCACCAUCCUUCAAGGGACAGAAGGAACCAGCCGGGGGUCGAGGCUUGCGGUCAUCAGCCAGCACCAAACCGAUUGCUCCCCAGCAGAUGAGAAACAGGCCCAGCAGCCCCCGGCCGCAGCGGGCAUCAACGCCGCCCCCUCGUCCUCCUCCACCAUCCAUCAAGGGACAGAAGGAACCAGCCGGGGGUCGAGGCUUGCGGUCAUCGGCCAGCACCAAACCGAUUGCUCCCCAGCAGCUGAGCGACAGGCCCAGCAGCCCCCGGCCGCAGCAGGCAUCAACGCCGCCCCCCCGUCCCCCACCACCAUCCUUCAGAGGACAGGAGCGGUCUCCUCAGCAUGUCGGCUCGGGGGCAUCGUCCAGCACAUGGAUAACUGCUGCCUCGGGGGAGCCUGAGAGACCCAGCAGCCCCCAGCCCCCCCCGGCACCACCUCUGCCCCCCUCCUUCUCUCCAUCAUCCUUUAGGAGGUGGGAGCAGCGCCCCCAGGUUCUCAGCUCGGGGGCAUCAUCACACCCCUGGAAAACCACUGCCAGGGGGAAACAGACCAGGCCCGGCAGCCCCCAGAUCCCCCCAGCGCCGCCUCUGCCAUCCCCGUUCCCUCCAUCACCUGUCAGGGAAUGGAAGCGAUCCGCGCAGAGUGCCGACUUGGGGAAACGGUCCGACCGGACAGCCGCUGCCAGGGGGAAGCAGGACCGGCCCAGCAGCCCCCGGCCUCCCCGGGCGCCGUCACCAGCCUCCCGUUCCCCUCUGCGAUCCUUCAGGAGACGGGAGUGGCCCCCCCAGGCCUCCCCGCUGCCCUCCCCCUCCUCUCCACCAUCCUUUAGGAGGUGGGAGCAGCCCCCCCGGGGUCUUGGCCUGGGGGAAUUAUCCAGCAGACCGACAACUGCGGCCUGGGGGAAGCGUGAGCAGUUCAGCAGCCCACAGCCGCCCCGAGCACCAUCCUCUCCCUCCCCUCAAGCAUCUUUCAGGUGGUGGGAGUGGCCCCCCCGGGGCGUCAGCUCAGGGGCUUCAUUGGAUAACUGGAAGACCACUGCCAGGGGGAAACAGACCUGGGCCAGCAGCCCCCAGCACCCCCCAGCACUACAUCUGCCCUUCCGCUCCCCUCCACUCUCCAUUGGGAGGUGAGAGCACCCCCAGCAUGUGGGUUUGGGACACCGUCGGACAUCUGCAGAACCGCUGCUGUCAUGUACCUGAGAUUACCAAUAAACAACAUAACACCACA